Messenger RNA from Microbotryum saponariae, 3693 nucleotides. NCBI's taxonomy places the organism in Eukaryota, Fungi, Basidiomycota, Microbotryomycetes, Microbotryales, Microbotryaceae. The record is from the annotation of a GenBank genome assembly.
AUGUCGCACCCCAACUCGCGUUACGGUCCAGCAGAUCGGGAUCGUCAAGGAGCAGCAGCAUCGCAGCGUGCACCGCGCUCGGACUCCGUCCACACGAGUGGCAGUGGUGCUGCUCCAACGUACCGAUCACACCAAUCUCAUGCCCCUCCGGCCCCUCCGAUGCCGAACUCACACCAGCAACGAGCACCCUACGACGAUCCUUUCAAUGACCCUUCUACGACCUACUCGAACCAAGGUCCCCCCCACUCGACGGAUGGCGCUUCUCCCCGUCAUUACCGACUCAACGACUCGAGUCCCACCUUCUCCUCAACACCUUACCUCUCCGCAGCGAUCGCAUCAGCCAACGCCAGUCCCAACCCCAACACGUCCUUCCAUCCCAUAGGAUACGACUCGAGGAACACUUCCAACGUCGAUCUUUCGGACCCAUAUUAUUAUCGUCAUCAGAAUGCUUCGAUGGAAGGAGCGGCUUCGGCUUUUGGUGGGGGGUUUCAUCAGGGGGGUCAGCCGCAUUAUGAGGUCGACAUGGAUGAUGAUAAGAGACCUCUGAGAGGGGAUCAGGCGGAUUAUGGAGGGAUGCAUCCGGAUGAGUGAGUUGCGGGUGAAGACUUGACUUUUGCAGUCCGCGAAGUUUUGGGGGACCGAGAAAAGUCACGUGCAGUGCGAUUGCUGAGCUCGAGUUUCCUCGACGGCGACGGCGAAUUCUUGGCUUUGUUUACAGUUACAACGCGAGCGCAUUCCAUGCAUCGCAUUUGGAUGGAUCGGGUCUCCAAAGGAGGGAAACGUCGGCGGAGGUGGGUCUUGAUACAGAAACAGAUUCCAUGGAGCCGUGCCUGACAUCAAUGCAAAUUCUAGGCCUGGGCGAGGAGGCAGCGUCAACCUUUGAAGAGGGCAGUCACGAAACGUGUCAAGCUCACACAAGGUCGGUGUUCUCGUCUAAAUGAGCCUUCCUUGUCGGGAGUGACCGAUUGUUGAUUUGAGCUUUCAGCUUUCAGGAAACUUCAUCGUCGAAUGCCCCGUUCCAACCGCGGUCAAAUCUGCGAAUCUGUCAAGUGGGGCUAGUAAGUCUAGUCUUUUCGUCGUUCAAACUUACAAAGACUCAAUCCCUCACUUCACACCUGCCAUGGCCUCAGAGGGUGGGCCGACCGAGUUCUCUCACAUGCGCUACACGGCGGCGUGCUGCGACCCUGAUGAUUUUACUCAGGCCGUACGUCCUGUCUUUGUCCGUUAAUCUGCGGGUAUCCAGACUGACGUCAUGACUCCACUGGUGUAUAGAAUGGCUAUACGUUCCGAACUUCAACCUACCGACGUCAGACCGAUCUGCUCGUUUGCAUUGUAAGCCAAAGCAUCCACUGCUGCGCAUCACCUCACCCAUUCUCGAGCGCGAAACUAAACCUCCUUUGUCGCACCCACAGACCGCCUACAACGAGAACAAGAUGUUGCUCUCGCGUACCCUACAUGGUCUGAUGCUCAACAUUCGUGACAUCGUCAAGGGUAACUUCUCCGAGUUCCGCAAGCAAGCCGAAUCGGGGGGUCCCGAGGUCGGUCAACGCAAAGGGGAGGCGUGGAAACGAAUCGUCGUUUGUCUCGUCUUUGAUGGGAUCGAUCCGGCGGAUAAGGGGAGCUUGGACGUUUUGGCGACGAUCGGGUUGUAUCAGGAUGGGGUGAUGAAGAAGGAUGUGGAUGGGAGGGAGACGGUCUCGCAUAUCUUUGAGUAUACAACCCAGCUUUCCAUGUCGUCCAAGCCUGCUCUGGUCGAGCCCCAUCCGAACGAGUGAGGGUUUUUGAACGUUCUCCUGUCCAUCCGAGGCCCACACUGAUUUUACUCACCCUUGAAACCCAGUCCCAAUAACCUCGUCCCGGUACAAAUGAUUCUUUGCCUCAAGCAAAAGAACGCCAAAAAGAUCAACUCGCAUCGAUGGCUCUUCAACGCGAUCGGUCGCCAGCUCAAACCCGAUGUCGUCUGCUUGCUCGAUGCCGGAACCAAACCAAGUGCACGUUCGAUUUACUACCUCUGGGAGGCGUUCCACCACAACCCCAAUCUCGGUGGAGCUUGCGGAGAGAUCCACGCCAUGUUGGGCAAUCACGGCAGGAAACUCUUGAACCCGCUCGUCGCGGCUCAGAAUUUCGAGUACAAGAUGAGCAACGUGCUCGACAAGCCGAUGGAAAGCGCUUUCGGAUACGUCUCCGUCUUACCGGGAGCUUUCUCUUGCUACCGCUACCUCGCAAUUCAAGGUCGACCUCUCGAUCAGUACUUCCACGGGGACCAAACGUUGGCUGCGGGAUUGGGUGCCAAAGGGACGGACGGGAUGAGCAUUUGGACCAAGAACAUGUUCCUUGCUGAGGAUCGUAUCCUCUGCUUCGAGCUCGUCGCCAAGGCGAACGAACGUUGGGUGUUGGGUUACGUCAAGCCCGCCAAGGGAGAAACCGACGUUCCCGAAACGGCGGCCGAACUGAUUGGUCAACGUCGUCGUUGGCUCAAUGGAAGUUUCGCCGCGGGUUUCUACGCCCUCGUCCAUUUCGGUCGAUUGUACCAGAGUGAUCAUUCGAUCCUUCGCUUGUUCUGGUUGACUGUUCAAGGGGUGUACAACAUGAUUCAAUUGUUCUUGGGCUGGUUCGCGCUCGGUAACUACUACCUCACCUUUUCGAUCAUCAUCGAACUCGUUGCCAACUCGUUGAGGUACCCCAAAAGCAUCGCCGAUGGUGAUCCCGCGACGAUCAAAUGUUGGUCAGGGACGUUCAUCGAGGAUGACGCAGGGGCGUCGUUCGAUUGGCUCUCGCUUGUCAACUACGUCUUCAAGGUCGUCUACCUCGGUGUCAUCGGCCUUCAAAUCCUCCUCGCGUUGGGCAAUCGGCCCAAGGCCGAGAGAUUCGCGUACACGCUCUGCAUCUCCAUCUUCGCCUUCUUCUCCCUCUACCUCAUUUCAAACACAGUACUUUUGACCUACAUGUCCUUCUGUCCCAUCGGGACUAUCCUCGCUCAACGAACCGGAUCGAUCGCCAGUGUCUUCUUGGGAGGCACGUAUGGUCCCAUCUUUUCGGGUUUGCUGGGCACGUUCGGCGUGUACAUCUUCUCGUCACUUCUGUACCUCGAUCCUUGGCAUCUUUUGACGAGCAUGCCGCAGUACUUGCUCAUUGCGCCGAGCUUCAUCAAUAUCUUGACCAUGUGAGUGGACGACUACUUUGACCCUAUCCGUGGUCCCCAAACUUACCCCUGAACACGCGUGUCCUACCCAAAGCUACGCAUUCUGUAACCUUCACGACGUCUCCUGGGGCACCAAAGGUUCCGACGCCAGUGCGGCCCUCCCCUCCGUCACCUCGACCUCAACCGACAAAGACAAGGACCGCAUCAUCGAAGUGCAAGAAAAACCACAAGAAGACAUCGAUUCGACCUUCAAAGCGACCGUACUUCGCGCGAUAGCCAAACACGACGAAGUGGAAGAACGGGCCGUGCCUACGAUGGAAGAUCGAAACAAGACGUUCCGAACCCGUUUCGUCGCGUUUUGGUUAUUGUGUAACGCCCUGUUGUGCGUCGUCAUCUCGAGGCUCAAUUCCGAGGUCCAGGCGAGAUACUUCCAGGUGAUUUUGUGGAGCGUGUUCGUGACGGCGGUGGUGAGGUUGUCGGGCAUGAUUUAUUAUCUGUUUGGCGAGUUUGGGUUCCGCAUUGCGCGGCUCUGUGCGCGUGGGAGACGAUAG